Molecule: messenger RNA, 381 nt
Organism: Rotaria sp. Silwood2
Lineage: Eukaryota; Metazoa; Rotifera; Eurotatoria; Philodinida; Philodinidae
Source: the annotation of a GenBank genome assembly
AUGUUCUUUAUUAUUUCAUUUAGAGCUGCAAGUAUAUAUUCAUUAGCAUUCAGUCCUGAUUCAAUGUUUUUAGCAGCAUCAAGCAAUACAGAAACAAUUCAUAUAUUUCGUUUAGCUAAUCCAAAAGAAAAAGCGCCUGAAGAAGCAACAUGGAUGGGUUAUUUUAGUCGUAAAUUAAGUGAUGUUGCACAUUAUUUACCUAAACAAACAUCUGAAGUAUUAACACAAGAUCGUUCAUUUGCUUUUGUACAUUUACAAUCACCUGGAUUAAAUAAAACAUUAAAAUUAUUUGUUGCUGGUUAUGAUGGUGUUGUUUGUGUCUAUGAAGUGAACAUAAAUGAUGGUGUUUUAUAUGNAUUACUCAAAAUGGCUAUAUUCUGA